This is a messenger RNA of Macrobrachium nipponense, 908 nucleotides long. Its product is annotated as transmembrane protein 127-like. NCBI's taxonomy places the organism in Eukaryota, Metazoa, Arthropoda, Malacostraca, Decapoda, Palaemonidae. Gene Ontology annotation, biological process: negative regulation of cell population proliferation; negative regulation of TOR signaling. The record is from RefSeq and is a predicted model, not a curated record. Gene Ontology annotation, cellular component: membrane.
GGUUUUCCUUCAAGGGCUGAAACGUCAAAACUGCGGACGUACUUUCAGUUUCGCUAUAUUGUUUUCCAAGAUUAUCUUGUAAAAGGUUGUGAGUAUAAUUGUGAUAGUUGUGACAUGUGCGUGCAUCAGUCAACCUCAGUGGUUCCGAUUGGAUGGAGGGGGUUGUAGCAUGCACACUGUCGGAUUGUACUUAUUCUUUCAUCCUGGUAAUUUUGAGCCCUUAAAGGGUACCGACAUAGGUCCCUCAGCAUCUCAUGUAAUAUACUACACAAAUGGAGAAGAACUCAAGUUUUGCGUUACUCCUGAGAUUGUGGCAUUCAUGCGCCUUGUGAUUGGUCUUAUAUUUUUAAUGAUAUGUUCAUCGUUAGUACAAAUGCUUUUGGAUAUCACUGGACCAAGUGGAAGGAUACUUAAGUGUAUCAGAAAGAAUGCUGUUGCAGGUAUUAUCUCAGUUUUGGUGUGUGUAGUGUGCAUUGGAGUAUGUUAUUACAUCACAACAUUAAUGGAAACACAACAAGAAACUACAAAGCCAGUUAUUGGACCCUUGGCAUCUGCUAGGGUACAUGUGAAGCUGGACAUUGGCUUCUAUUUGCUUAUAUUUGCAGGUGCAUUGUCAGUUUUUGCAGUUGGGUUUAGUUGGCUUCGACCAUCUCACAUCUUUCAAGAAGGUGACACUGCUCCUUUAGUGGAGGAGUGGGGAGGCCUUGAGGGUCUUGAAACAUUCUCGAUUCCUCCUGGUGGAGGCCCAAUGGUUCCCCCCAUCCCUUAUAUGCACAAUGUUGAACCCCCACCACCAGUUGAAGGUCAUCCCCCACCCCCGUAUACUCCCUAAUCGAGUCACAAAUGUUACCUUAGAUAUUUUAUUAUAUACUAUCAUUGUAGGUUCUAGAUAAAAAUUGAAAAAACAA